Molecule: messenger RNA, 372 nt
Organism: Theobroma cacao (cacao)
Lineage: Eukaryota; Viridiplantae; Streptophyta; Magnoliopsida; Malvales; Malvaceae
Source: RefSeq, a predicted model, not a curated record
AUGCUAUCAAGUGGCAACCUGGCGCAUCAUGUGGCCCUCAAGGCUUGCGAGCAUGAAUUUUCCCGACUGAACCUUAUCGGAGAAGUGGAAUUGCAACCCUUUUUUGGAGGAGAGGAAAGGACAGAAUCAGAGAUUAAGCUUGUUGGGACUCUAUUAAUAUCAGUGAACCGCACAGAUUGGAUGUGGAAGGCUUUCUUGCCACAAGGUUGCAACCGGGAUCAUCAAGUGGUGAAUGUAUUUGGGCCAAAUUCUGUUGAUAUUUCACAUUUACCGUUUCCACCUACCCUUGUUUUCAUCAGCAGGUUUGAUCCUUUACAAGAUUGGCAGAGAAAAUAUGUGGAGGGAUUAAAGAAAUGUGGGAAAACAGUGUAG